This is a messenger RNA of Fragaria vesca subsp. vesca, 1603 nucleotides long. RefSeq lists its product as uncharacterized. Gene Ontology annotation, cellular component: endoplasmic reticulum. Gene Ontology annotation, molecular function: calcium ion binding. Lineage: Eukaryota; Viridiplantae; Streptophyta; Magnoliopsida; Rosales; Rosaceae. The coding region runs from base 54 to 1373 and encodes 439 amino acids. Gene Ontology annotation, biological process: endoplasmic reticulum calcium ion homeostasis. The transcript is spliced from 3 exons. The record is from RefSeq and is a predicted model, not a curated record.
AAGGGGUGAUUAGUGUAUAGAGAAGAUCGAGAGAGAGUUGCAGGAUCGCAAUCAUGGGACAUCUCCUGACUCUCUUCCUCUUCUUCUCUCUUAUCUGCCUCUCUCCCAUCCUGGCCGACUCCGACUUCGAAGGCUUCGAAGACGCUGACGAUGUCGACGAAGACUUGGAGUCGUCACUCCCUCUCACCGCCCAAACAGUCCUGACCUCCCAACCCGACCCGGAUCCAACUCCUAAAGCUGGCAGCUUCGAGUAUUGGGACGAAGACGAGUUCGAAGGUCUGCCCCAGGAUCAGCCGCCAGUCGUAGCCACAGAAGAAAACGCUGAUCCGAAACCCUCGAAGACUGAAGCCGCGCCCGAGGGUUCUUCCUCCUCCAGAUCUUACACCGUGGAGAUCGCCUGCGGAGGGUUCCUCAUCGUCUUCGUCGUCAAUUACUUCACCGGAAAGCGCGUGAACGAGAACAUUGCCCUGGCCUGGGCUGCCAAAUUCGCUACCAAGGACACUAUUUUCGACAAGAACUUCAGUCUCUUAGGCGUUGGCGACGGCGACGACUCACCUCUGCUCUUGAAGGAAGGCCAGAACGUGUUCAAAUUCUACGCCAGUGGCCGCAGGUGCUGCCAGGGCCUCUUGGCCACCAUGGAGCUCAAGAGCCGCCACGAUUUGAUCUCCUCCAUUUUCAAUUUGGUGAUCCCUACUAGUAGGGACGAGAUUAGUUUCGAGGUUUAUAUGAAUGAUGAUGCCAUGGACCACGUCGUUUUUGCUGUGGCCAACAACAAGUCCGCCAAGGCAAUGCACAAGGAGCUUCCCGACUUGCACAAGUUUGCCACUAUUCUUUCCCCUCCUACUGCCAGGAAGUGGGUUGGCCAUGACUUGGCCGUUAUCUCCGAGUCCAAAGAGGUUGCUGCCGAUCUAAUCACUGAGGCUGUUCUUGAUCAGGUUUUUGGAGAGAAAGCUUUUCAGAAGUUUGGAAAGGGUUUCAUGUAUAUGCAUUUUUCAGAUCAACAUCCAGGGCCUACAAACAAGAAGAUGCUAUUGUUCAAGUUUGCACUACCUGAUGCUAAUAGCAUGGCUGAUAUGACUCGUUUGGUGGCUUUGAUACCUUACUAUAUUGAUUUGAUUGGUCGUUACAAGCUAAGCAGUCAGGCCCGAUCCAAAACAGAAGCAACCAGAUCAAAGGCUGCUCAAGAGGCUUACAAAGAACUCCAAAACGCUAGGCAAGAAGCUUUGCAAAGAAAGAAGGCAGAGAGGAAAAAGUUGAUGGAGGAGACUGAGGCUAAGCUUAGUGCAGAGAGCAUUCGCAAGAAGGAAGCAAAGGAGCGUGCUCGUCAAAUGAAGAAGGCAAUGCCUAAAAUGAAAAUGACCCGUGCUAGCUAAUUGUUACAGUUAACUUGUUAGUGGUUCCUCUGCAUUUUUUCUUUUCUUUUCAAUAUUCCUAUGGUAUUUCAGUUGGCCCUUGCUUGGUAAGUUUUGCUUCUGAAUCUUUGCAAGUUGUAACCUAAUUGUUUGAAUUAGCUUCUCCAACAUUUUCAUAUCAAUAGUUUUGAAUAUACCAGAAUUCUGUACUGUAGGCGUAAGAGUAAGUUUCUGGGAGCCACUUGUUUUGC